Peromyscus californicus insignis is the source of this 2049-nucleotide messenger RNA. It is a transcript of the gene Klhdc3, whose product is annotated as kelch domain containing 3. Lineage: Eukaryota; Metazoa; Chordata; Mammalia; Rodentia; Cricetidae. The record is from RefSeq and is a predicted model, not a curated record. Gene Ontology annotation, cellular component: cytoplasm. The coding region runs from base 362 to 1510 and encodes 382 amino acids. The transcript has 12 exons. Gene Ontology annotation, molecular function: protein binding; chromatin binding.
UGCACGUGCGCGUCCUGCUGCCCGCCGGAAGGACGAAGCCUGGCAGUGUUUAUCUCGUUGGGGACCGAGGAAUCGGUUGGCGCGCAACGGGUUCUAGGCUGCCAGCAGCGCGAGGACCCGCGGCCCCACCCCGGCCCGGCCUGGCAGUUUCUAGUUCUGGCAGCGUACGAGAGCCACAGCUGUCAGAGAAACUCCUCCUGCCUGUGGGCACCCUGGGUGACCCCGGGGACAACGGAUCAGCUUGGCAAGAACUCUCUGUGAGGGGCUAAUCAACCAUGGUUACAUGGAGUUCCCUGUCCUAGGUAGCAGAGGCAGCAGGCCGUGCCGGGGGGGCAUGUUCCUGUAACCUGUGGCCCAGGGGAUGUUACGGUGGACAGUGCAUCUGGAGGGCGGGCCACGCAGGGUGAACCAUGCUGCAGUGGCUGUUGGGCACCGAGUGUACUCCUUCGGGGGUUACUGCUCCGGUGAAGACUACGAGACACUGCGACAGAUAGAUGUGCACAUUUUCAACGCAGUGUCCUUGCGUUGGACAAAGCUGCCCCCAGUGAGGCCUGCCGUCCGAGGGCAGGCUCCUGUUGUACCCUAUAUGCGGUAUGGACACUCAACCGUCCUCAUCGAUGACACGGUCUUCCUUUGGGGUGGGCGUAAUGACACUGAAGGGGCCUGCAACGUACUCUACGCCUUUGAUGUCAAUACUCACAAGUGGUCUACACCCCGAGUGUCAGGAACAGUUCCUGGGGCCCGGGAUGGACAUUCAGCUUGUGUCCUGGGCAAGAUCAUGUACAUUUUUGGGGGAUAUGAGCAGCUGGCAGACUGCUUUUCCAAUGACAUUCACAAGCUGGAUACCAGCACCAUGACGUGGACCCUUGUUUGCACAAAGGGCAACCCUGCACGCUGGCGGGACUUCCAUUCAGCCACAAUGCUGGGCAAUCACAUGUAUGUCUUUGGGGGCCGUGCUGACCGCUUUGGGCCAUUUCAUUCCAACAAUGAGAUUUACUGCAACCGAAUACGAGUCUUUGACACCAGAACUGAGGCCUGGCUCGACUGUCCACACACUCCGGUGCUGCCUGAGGGGCGCAGGAGCCAUUCAGCCUUCGGCUACAAUGGGGAGCUGUACAUCUUUGGUGGCUACAAUGCAAGGCUGAACCGGCACUUCCAUGACCUCUGGAAGUUUAAUCCUGGGUCCUUCACCUGGAAGAAGAUCGAGCCCAAGGGAAAAGGGCCGUGCCCUCGCCGGCGCCAGUGCUGCUGUAUUGUUGGUGAUAAGAUCGUCCUCUUUGGGGGUACCAGCCCCUCUCCUGAGGAAGGCCUGGGAGAUGAAUUUGACCUCAUAGAUCAUUCUGACUUACACAUCCUGGACUUUAGCCCUAGUCUGAAGACUCUGUGCAAACUGGCCGUGAUUCAGUAUAACCUGGACCAGUCCUGUUUGCCCCAUGAUAUCAGGUGGGAGCUCAAUGCCAUGACUACCAACAGCAAUAUCAGCCGCCCCAUUGUCUCCUCCCACGGAUAGGAAGAAGGUUCUGCUGCCUCCCCUCCUGAGCCCGUUCUGUCUUCAUUGCCCCGCCUCACCUGCCUGCCCCUUGGACCCUGGACUCAGUAUACCUCCACGUGGAGUUGAUGGACUAGAGGUGUUUUCUGUGCUGUGAAUUCAGUGGGGAGUUGUUGGGGGGAGGGCGUCCUCCUCCUCCCUUGGGCCGAGGGCCCCUUCCCUUGGUGCUCUGUUCCCAUCCACCUCCCUCCACUGCUCCUGGGCCAUUGCUCUGACCCAGGCCCGCUGGGUAGCCAGGCUGUGCUGGCAAGGGACAGGAGUGGGGAGAAGGAGAAGCCAGCAGUAUCGGAGCCUCAGGAGCUUCCCUCCCCGUGACCGUCCCUCUCCCUGCUUGAGCAUCUGCCCGGGAGCUGAGAGGAGCCUCAGCUGUUGGCAUGACACCCCCCCCUUCCCCGGCCCUCCGGGGUGGGGACCAACCGACAGCUUCACUCAUCCUUGAGCUGUUGCUGUACCCCCGAAGAUCGGCCAGCUCUGAUUUUAUAAAACGUAAAACCUCUAAA